Messenger RNA from Penicilliopsis zonata CBS 506.65, 885 nucleotides. RefSeq lists its product as hypothetical. Bases 1 to 885 code for a protein of 294 amino acids. Gene Ontology annotation, cellular component: cytoplasm. Gene Ontology annotation, biological process: peptidyl-lysine dimethylation; peptidyl-lysine monomethylation. The transcript is spliced from 5 exons. Lineage: Eukaryota; Fungi; Ascomycota; Eurotiomycetes; Eurotiales; Aspergillaceae. Gene Ontology annotation, molecular function: protein-lysine N-methyltransferase activity. The record is from RefSeq and is a predicted model, not a curated record.
AUGACACACCCAACGCACCUUUCCCCCAGCGAACUGGGCACAAAAGAAUACUGGGAAUCGUUCUACGAACGAUCCCUCUCUCAUUUAAAAUGUGAGCACGAAGACGAGCAUGGAGACUCGGAUUCCGACUCGGACGACUCCUUCGACGACGAUCUCGGCACCUCAUGGUUCUCAGAGCACCGCGCCCCGGAGAAAGUAAUGGGGUAUUUGACCUCGACGGGAUUCCCUCUCUCGAGCAACAGUACGGCUACGGUUCUCGAUCUCGGGACGGGCAACGGGAGCAUGCUCGCUCUACUCCGCAAACAUUUCUCCGGCACGAUGGUUGGGGUGGAUUACUCUGCGCAGAGCGUCAUGCUGGCACGCCAAUUACAUGCGGACAAGAACAUCCGAUUCGAGGAGUUUGAUCUUCUCUCUUCUUCUCCUUCUUCUUCUUCUUCUUCUUCUUCCGAACACCCCCCCUGGUUUGUGGAGGGUGGGUUCGAUAUAGUGCUCGACAAGGGGACUUUCGAUGCCAUCUCGCUCUGCGAGGAGGUACGGGCCGGAAAACGCGUGUGUGAGCUGUACCCCUUGCUCACGUCUGGGUUGGUGCGUCGCGGCGGGUUUUUGGUUGUCACGAGCUGUAACUGGACGGAGGAGGAGUUGAUUAAAUGGUUCACGGGUGUCAAUACCGAUGCUGAUGCAGGCGAGACGCCUCUGUUUUCUGUCUUUGGGCGGGUUGCGUAUCCUCGUUUCCGGUUUGGGGGGCAAGAAGGUCAGGCUCAGACCUCAGCAUGUGCCUUGGUGCCUCUCCUAGACUCGUCGAUCGUUCCUGAUAAACCAACCAUGGCUGACGGGAAGACCUUAGUUAACUAUUACCCAGAUGAUGAGUGCGUCUUUUUCUUCUAG